Messenger RNA from Marmota flaviventris (yellow-bellied marmot), 5192 nucleotides. It is a transcript of the gene Anks1a, whose product is annotated as ankyrin repeat and sterile alpha motif domain containing 1A. Gene Ontology annotation, cellular component: cytosol. Gene Ontology annotation, biological process: ephrin receptor signaling pathway. Lineage: Eukaryota; Metazoa; Chordata; Mammalia; Rodentia; Sciuridae. Gene Ontology annotation, molecular function: ephrin receptor binding. The record is from RefSeq and is a predicted model, not a curated record.
GGGGGGGAGAGGCGGGGGGGGGGGGGGGGGGUGUCCCCGGCCGGUUUGGGGGGUGCGUUGCCCGGAGACGGAAAGUUUGGGAGCCCGUGCAGGCUUGGCGGCGGCCCCGGGGAGGGGGUCCAGGGGGUGGCGGCCCUGGGGAUGGGGAAGGAGCAGGAGCUGCUGGAGGCGGCCCGCACCGGGCACCUCCCGGCCGUGGAGAAGCUGCUGUCCGGGAAGCGGCUCUCCUCGGGCUUCGGGGGCGGCGGCGGCGGCGGCGGCUCCGGGGGCGGCGGCGGGGGCGGCGGCGGCCUCGGCUCUUCCAGCCACCCUCUCUCCAGUCUGCUCAGCAUGUGGAGAGGCCCAAAUGUGAACUGUGUUGACAGCACCGGCUACACACCGCUGCACCACGCUGCUCUGAACGGCCAUAAGGAUGUGGUGGAAGUUCUUCUGAGGAACGAUGCACUGACCAAUGUGGCUGACUCUAAAGGCUGUUACCCUCUGCACUUGGCAGCCUGGAAAGGAGAUGCCCAGAUAGUGCGGUUGCUCAUCCAUCAAGGGCCUUCACACACCAGAGUCAAUGAACAGAACAAUGACAACGAGACGGCCCUGCACUGUGCAGCACAGUAUGGCCACACAGAGGUGGUGAAGGUGCUCUUGGAGGAGCUCACAGACCCCACCAUGCGAAACAACAAAUUCGAGACCCCUUUGGACCUGGCAGCGCUCUACGGGCGGCUGGAGGUGGUGAAGAUGCUCCUCAAUGCGCACCCCAACCUCUUGAGUUGCAACACUAAGAAGCACACCCCGCUGCACCUUGCAGCAAGGAAUGGCCACAGGGCUGUGGUCCAGGUCCUCCUGGAUGCUGGCAUGGACAGCAACUACCAGACGGAGAUGGGCAGUGCUUUGCAUGAGGCUGCUUUGUUUGGCAAGACCGAUGUGGUACAAAUCCUGCUGGCUGCAGGAAUUGAUGUCAACAUAAAAGAUAACCAUGGACUGACUGCCCUAGACACUGUGCGGGAACUGCCUUCUCAGAAGAGCCAGCAGAUAGCAGCACUUAUUGAAGAUCACAUGACUGGAAAGAGAAGUACAAAAGACAUAGAGAAAAUCUCCACGCCCCAGCCAGCUCUCCUCUCCAUCGCGGACUCCGUAGCACCAAAGUCUCAGGGUGAUGUGGAAAAAGCAGUAACUGAACUGAUCAUCGAUUUUGACCCAAAUACUGAAGAGGAGGGUCCCUACGAGGCGCUGUACAACGCUGUUUCCUGCCAUUCACUAGACAGCAUGGCCAGCGGGAGAUCAUCUGACCGGGACUCAGUGAACAAGGAGACCGAGGCAGCAGGAGCAAGAACCGCUGGAGUGAGGCCUAGAGAACGUCCACCGCCUCCAGCAAAGCCACCACCAGAUGAAGAGGAGGAAGACCGCAUAGAUAAGAAGUAUUUUCCCUUGACAGCUUCUGAGGUCCUGGCCACGAGACCCAGGAUUCAGGGGAAUGCAGCCCAGGAAGAGGAUGAGCACCCUUACGAGCUGCUGUUAACAGCAGAGACAAAGAAGCUGGUGUCAGUGGAUGGAAAAGCAAAAGACCACAGGCGGAGCAGCAGCAGUCGGAGCCAGGACUCUGUAGAGGGGCAGGACGGGCAGGUCCCCGAGCAGUUCUCCGGUCUCCUCCACGGCUCCUCCCCGGUGUGUGAGGUGGGGCAGGACCCUUUCCAGCUGCUCUCCACCACAGGCCAGAGCCAUCCAGACGGGUCCCCCCAGCAGGGCGCCUGCCACGAGGCCAGCAUGCAGCUGGAGGAGCCGGGUAUGCACACUCCAGAAGCCUCCCAGCCCUGUGGUCUGGACCAGAGCAAGAGAGCAGGCUACCCAGCGGGCCUGCCCCCCACCAGCAGCCUGUCACACCCCGAAACUUGGACUCGCACGGCAUCCCCGCACCCUGGUGGUGCUGAGGAAGAAGGAGACCGGAGUGGGGCCAGAAGCCGAGCCCCUCCCACCAGCAAACCCAAAGCCGAGCUCAAACUCAGCCGCAGUUUGUCCAAGUCUGACUCUGAUCUCCUGACCUGCUCACCCACCGAGGACGCGACGAUGGGGAGCCGGAGUGAGUCUCUGUCCAACUGUAGCAUUGGGAAGAAGAGGCUGGAGAAGUCGCCUUCCUUCGCCUCCGAGUGGGAUGAGAUUGAGAAAAUCAUGAGCUCUAUUGGAGAAGGGAUCGACUUUUCUCAGGAACAGCAGAAGAUCUCAGGUUCACGGACGCUGGAGCAGAGCGUCGGGGAGUGGCUGGAGUCGGUUGGGCUGCAACAGUAUGAGAGCAAGUUGCUUCUGAAUGGCUUUGACGAUGUCCGCUUCCUGGGGUCUAACGUAAUGGAAGAGCAGGACCUGCGGGAAAUCGGCAUCAGUGACCCACAGCACCGGCGAAAGCUGCUCCAGGCUGCACGCUCUCUGCCCAAGGUAAAGGCCCUGGGCUAUGAUGGGAACAGUCCCCCAUCCGUCCCCUCCUGGCUGGACUCCCUGGGGCUGCAGGACUACGUCCACUCCUUCCUGUCCAGUGGCUACAGCUCCAUCGACACUGUGAAGAACCUCUGGGAGCUGGAGCUUGUCAACGUCCUAAAGGUCCACCUGCUGGGCCAUCGCAAGCGCAUCAUCGCCUCCCUGGCAGAGAGGCCCUACGAGGAGCCGCCGCAGAAGCCCCCAAGGUUUUCCCAGCUGAGGUGCCAAGACUUGAUUUCCCAGACCUCGUCCCCACUGAGCCAGAAUGAUUCCUGCACCGGGCGGUCAGCAGACCUGCUGCUGCCUUCUGGGGACACAGGCAGGAGGCGGCAUGACAGUCUUCAGGACCCUGCAGCACCCUCUCGAGCAGAGCGUUUCAGAAUCCAGGAGGAGCACCGCGAGGCCAAACUAACCCUGCGGCCGCCCAGCCUAGCCGCCCCCUACGCCCCCGUGCAGAGCUGGCAACACCAGCCGGAGAAGCUCAUCUUCGAGUCCUGCGGUUACGAGGCCAACUAUCUGGGCUCCAUGCUGAUCAAAGACCUGCGCGGGACAGAAUCCACGCAGGACGCCUGCGCCAAGAUGCGGAAAUCCACCGAGCACAUGAAGAAGAUCCCCACCAUCAUCCUGUCCAUCACAUACAAAGGUGUCAAGUUCAUCGAUGCUUCCAAUAAGAACGUCAUCGCAGAGCAUGAGAUCCGCAACAUUUCCUGUGCAGCCCAGGACCCAGAGGACCUCUGUACCUUUGCCUACAUCACCAAGGACCUGCAGACUAGCCACCACUACUGCCACGUGUUCAGCACAGUAGAUGUGAACCUGACCUAUGAGAUCAUCCUGACGCUGGGCCAGGCGUUCGAGGUGGCCUAUCAGCUGGCCCUACAGGCCCAGAAGUCCAGGUCGCUGGGGGCCUCUGCUGUCGAGAUGAUCGAAACAAAAUCUUCCAAACCGGUGCCUAAGCCUCGGGUGGGCACAAGGAAGUCCGCAGUACCGCUGACCCCUGAUAGUCGCUGUUGUCACUGUCACUCCUGCACCACCCACCGCCCCUCCUACCUGCCGCUGCCGUCUGUUAGUCCUGGAGUCAAGCUGGAACCACCCGACACUGACCAAGAGGCCCAGUCCCACGCCAGUGUCUCCUGGAUUGUGGACCCAAAGCCAGACUCCAAGCGGAGCCUCAGCACCAAGUAUGAGACCACUAUCUUCUAACAGCCCACCCUGUCUCCACUAGUCUCACUGUGCCUUUGCCGUCCGAUCUUUCUGCUGUCUCGACUCUCUCCUUCCAGCUGCCACCACCACGGCCCCACCUUCGCGGGGACCUGCCCCCCUCCCGGGCAGCAGCUGUAGAUGCUACACUCACAGCUCUUGUACCUAAUACCACCGAACACUGUGAAUUCUCCCCUUGGGCUGAGGACAGCUGGGGGGGCGAGUUGCCUUUGAGGUGGGCACGAGGGGCAGAGGGCUCUGCUGCGACCAGGAGCCCUGCAGUGGGCACUGCAUUGCUGAGGGGUGGGCUUUGGGCGAAGCCAGUGGGCGCCUGGGAGCUCUGUGGAGCUGGCUGUUCUCUCCCGUCUUCCAUCCUGAGCCACAGCUGGAUGCCAAGAGCUAACUCCGUUCACCUUUCCUGACACAACCAAGCACUGUGAUCACCUGGUGCCAGAGCACCCUGCACUCUGCCCACAGCUGGAUGCAGGGCGCAGGGCUGUGAGCAUCUGAGGCCCACAGGCUGGUGUCUCAGGGCCCCUUGUCCUGGUGGGCCUUCCAUGCCAAGGAAGCAGGGGCCUGUGGUCGUCCCCUCCUCACAUCUCACCACUGAGAACAGGUGUAGCGGUCCUGGCUCUGCAGCCCAGCUCACGAGGAGGAGACCCUUUCUGUAGGAUCCAGCUCAAGGGGGGUCUGGGUCCCACACACGUGCACUCUCUUCUCCCCCAGAGCAGCUGCCUGAGCACAGGGCCUGACCAAGCACCUCCCAUGGUCUCUGGGAGCUUUGACUCUUCUCCCCAGUCUGGGGACCUGAGAGAGCCAUUGUCCAGUGCCCGACUGGCCUCUCCCCCAAGUCUCCACUCCUCUGGGAAGGGCCAGGCCAUCUCCUCACAGCCGCUGGACAGUGAGCGAGUCCUGGAGGAAGGCCGCACUCCCCACCGUGGGCCGGCCACAGUUCGAGGGCAGGAGACAGGAAAGAAGUGAUUUCAUGGGAAGUGGCACAUGGCAGAUGUAGCGCAGUCCAGGGCAAAAGCCAGCAAUUAGAGCCACCCCACGGUGUAAACCAGGGUGGGUCCUGCUGCUGCCUGCCUGUCCUUGUACCUUCCUGAGCCAGAGGCAGUGAUGGGCUGGGGGGCAAGGGCCUUUCUGUCCUGCUUCUGUUCCUGUCAGUCUCCUCCGCCUUGUGCAGGCCCCUUGGUUAACCCUCUCCUCCCCCCAUUGUUUGCUUCUGCCAAGCUGAGCCACUGAGGAACCACACUGUGCUGCGGAAACAGCCGCGGGGAGCAGGCUCUGCCCCCUGCCACCGCCACCUGGCCUGCAGCUCUGAAGACCAGCCCAGCCGCCUGCAGGACCUCCUCUCAGCUGCUUGGCCCGGGUCUGCCACCACCAGGUCCUGCAGAGUGAGCCCUGCCUGGUGCGGAGGAGCACUCCAGGCCUCUAGCAGAUGAGCCUGGAAGCCCAGAGGGUCAAGAAGUGACUUGUCCAGAGUAACAUGUUUUUAAUAGGAAAAAAAAAUCUUUUUAUAAAAUGAACUUUUAACA